AUGGGAAACCCCCGCCAUGAUCUCACCGGUGCUAUCCGACGUGUGCAGCUGCUCAAGAUCGAAGGCUUUAGUGCGACACUGGCCAGCAAGAAGGCCAGCGUCAAAUCCACAUGGAGCGUCGAUGGCUAUGAGUGGGAAAUCCGUAUCUGUCCGGUGAAGAUCAACGGGUUCCCUCCGGGCCGUGUCCUUCUGCUGGUAAGACUGGAGCCCUUCUUUGCCGAGUAAACCGCGCGUAUCAGGGCGGUUCUGGCCUGUCGCCUCGUGGAUCCAAGUGGGGAGCUUGAACCGGCGGAAGAGAAGAGUCUACUCUACGAUCCCCAGAGCAGCACAAAUCAUGUGUUGCUCGCCGUGUGGAGAGAUGAACAGGAGUUGGUAGCGUCAGGUUAUCUCAAGGAUGAUACUUUGACCGUGCAAUGCGCCAUCACAUUGCUCGAGGAAUUACCGGAACCAACCAUCGCCGGUAAAGAAGUGGCCGUGCCGUCCUGCACCUUGAAGAAGCACCUCCGUGAACUCCUGCAGACCGGGAAGGGGGCGGACGUCACAUUUCUCGUGUCCGGCGAGUCCUUUUCCGUGCAUAAAUCCAUAUUGGCCGCAAGCUCCUCAUCUCCGGUUUUCAUGGCCCAGUUCUUCGGAGACGGUGAUGCCAGGGAGCAGUGCUCAGGAGGCGUGGAGAUCAAGGACAUGGAGGCCGCGGUAUUCAAAGCAAUGCUUGGCUUCAUCUACACCGACGCUGUGCCAAAAUUCAAAAAGCGGAAGGAGGCGGUGACGGUGAUGGCCCAGCGUCUACUUGCUGCUGCUGACAGGUUUGGACUUGACAGGCUCCAGCUCAUCUGCGUUGGAAAGCUCUCUGCUGGUAGCAUCAGCAUCAACACGGUGGCGACUACUCUGGCUUUAGCUGAACAGCACAGGUGUUCUGAGCUCAAGGCAAAGUGUGUGGAGUUCAUCCUUGGUACCCCGGCAAUUCUUGAUGCUGUGUUGGCGACGGAUGGGUAUAAGCACCUAGAGUCAAGCUGCCCAUUUGUGGUGAUUGACCUUCUCAAGGCUGCUCGUGGAAGAAAGAUUUGA
This is a messenger RNA of Triticum dicoccoides, 1065 nucleotides long. RefSeq names its product BTB/POZ and MATH domain-containing protein 1-like. Lineage: Eukaryota; Viridiplantae; Streptophyta; Magnoliopsida; Poales; Poaceae. Gene Ontology annotation, biological process: protein ubiquitination. The record is from RefSeq and is a predicted model, not a curated record. Gene Ontology annotation, molecular function: protein binding.